UUCGUACAACGCCACAUCACACUCAGUUACUUUCCAAUUUCAACAACGGUAAGGAUCGAUCGAUAUGGCCACCUUGAAGGACCAUGGUGCCGUGGUGGCAAUGGUAGCGGUGAUCUUCCUCGCCGCCGCUGCCCUCUCGUCUCAUGCGUCGGCGACUGCGGUCGACGAGCCGGCUAAGUAUAAGCCCACGGCACCGGCGCCGUCCCCUGCAUCGCACUCCUCGCCGCCCCCGCCGCGGGUCGUCCAGCCCGUGAUCGUCGUGCAAGGCCUCAUCUACUGCAAGUCCUGCAAGCUCAAGGGCUACAACAGCGGCAUGGACGCGUCCCCUCUCCCCAAUGCGACGGCGAGCCUGGUGUGCUACGGCGACGAGGACAGCAAGUUCCGGGUGCUGAACCAGACGAGCACGGCCACGGACAAGAACGGCUACUUCCUCGUGAUGGUGUACGACGUGGACAUGUUCGACCGGCACAGCUGCAGGCUGUACCUGCGCUCGUCGCCGACGCCGCUCUGCGCCGCGCCCUUCGUCCCGUCCAACCCCAAGCUGGGGCUCACCCUCGUGAGGGACCGGAAGGCCACGGCGCCCAGGGGCGCGCGCGGCAUCUUCCACCCCAAGACCGCGCUCAUGUACGCGCCGGCCACCGCCGGCAAGUGCCCGCCGUAUUGAUGACCCAUGGUUGGACGUGGUUGGGAUCGGAGCGGCGCCGUCGUACGUGAGCUAUGGACAUGGACGCAUCGGGCCGGGGUGGUGUUCACUGGUGCACGACUGCACGAUCGAGCAGCGUGCAUGGGAUGCUCGUAAAUUAAUUUGGUCAAGAGAGGCCGGAUGACGUUUGUCAGAGGCAAAAAUAAGGAGAAGUGUUGUGUAGUGAUUGUUUGUCACGUAUCGUGUCAUCGUUUUAGUCGAUGCUGGAUGGAGUAUCUGAUCUGUUGACUGUUGCUGUUUGUGGAGUCUGAAGUGGUUAGUUUGCUUGUAUGUGUAACCGUUUCUUAGACGAUCCUGUCUUUUUUUGGACAAAAGAACGAAAAGAGUUUGGGCGUCUUUUUUGUUGUGUGCAA
Sorghum bicolor (sorghum) is the source of this 1056-nucleotide messenger RNA. Its product is annotated as non-classical arabinogalactan protein 31. The record is from RefSeq and is a predicted model, not a curated record. NCBI's taxonomy places the organism in Eukaryota, Viridiplantae, Streptophyta, Magnoliopsida, Poales, Poaceae. The transcript has 2 exons. Bases 65 to 664 code for a protein of 199 amino acids.